Molecule: messenger RNA, 2406 nt
Organism: Sclerotinia trifoliorum
Lineage: Eukaryota; Fungi; Ascomycota; Leotiomycetes; Helotiales; Sclerotiniaceae
Source: the annotation of a GenBank genome assembly
AUGACCGCUGUAACUUCAACCUCAUCUACCCAAAAAGCUCUCGACGCUUUCUGGAAGAAUAACCUCACAUCUGAUGAAAUAAUCACCCGCUGUAUGUUUUAUUUCAAGAACAACUUCAUAUGACUGACAAUAUUCAGCACCCAAUGUUCUUCCCAAACAUAUUUACGAGCGACUCCUCGGGGAAGAAAAGUCCAAGGGCAAGAUCUCUGGCUGUAGCGUCAAUACCUCCUACGAUGCUGCUGUAAAAGAAUGCGAAGCUAAGGUUGCGACCAUUGUGGCAGAAUGUAGGCGCAACAAUACCAAAUACACCGAUAAUGAUUUUGAUCUCGAUGACAUGGAUUAUUGUCUCAAGCCUCUCACAGUUACCAUACCAGGCACAUCGAAUGGAGAAGAGCAUACAGAGCUAGACCCUCCAAAGAAAUCAAAUAACAUGAAAACCGUUAUUACACGAACCGGAACCGCGAAGCUAACUGCGGCCGAAAUACGAGGGCCUGCCUGUGCAAAAAGAGUUGAUGAUAUCUUCGAAAAUCCCAAGUUUUUCAUCGAGCAUGAACCUCAUGUACAAGAUAUACGACAAGGUUCAGAAGGAGAUUGUUGGUUUAUCUCUUCUUUGGGAUGUCUCACCGUAGACAAGGCAUUUCCAAAACUCAUUAAUAAACUUUGCCCAGAAAAGGCACGUAGUGAGGAAAUCGGAGUAUAUGGAUUUGUUUUCUAUCGUGAUGGGGAAUGGGUCUCAGAAAUCAUUGAUGACAAACUAUACCUUACUAAUCCCGAUUAUGAUGAUUGCGAUGAUGAUAGAAGAUCUGUCUGGGAUCGCUCUCACGGAAGAAUGGACCCGGAAGCUUCGCGUACAGAAUAUAAAAAGGCUUUUCAGACAGGCUCUAAUGCUUUGUUUUUCGGAUCGUGCGCUGAUCCCAACGAGACUUGGUUACCGUUGAUUGAGAAGGCUUUUGCCAAAGUGCAUGGCGACUUUGAUUCAAUUAAUGGUGGUUGGCCCGGGUGAGCUCUCCUUCAUUGCUGCACACAAUCAAUGUAGUGGAUCCUAACUCAGCACUAGUGAGGGCGUCGAGGAUCUUACUGGUGGUGUUACUACCAAAUCCAUUUCCUCUGACAUUCUAGAUAAAGAUACUUUCUGGACUCAAGGUCUCUUAAAAGUAGGCCAUGAGUUCAUAUUCAAUGCCGGUACAAGGGAGUAUACCCAUCCGGAUCCAGACGAACUCGGCAGACAAGGUAUUGAGGAUGACCACGCUUACUCUAUUCUUCGAGCGGUUGAAUACCAAGGAAAGCGUCUUUGCCUCUUGAAGAAUCCUUGGGGUGAGACGGAAUGGAAUGGCCCAUGGUCUGACGGGUCUAAAGAAUGGACUAGGGAAGCACUUGAUGCACUUAAUCAUAAGUUCGGAAACGAAGGGAUUUUCUGGAUGCCGUAUGAGGAUUUCCUCAAUCGAUAUGAUGAAAUCUGGAGAACAAGACUCUUUCAUUGUGAUUGGCUUUGCUGGAAUGUUGCACAACACUGGACUACUGUCAAUGUACCUUGGUCUGGAGAGUAAGUACUUAUUCAUCACAUUUCAUACUCCUUUUGGAAGUACAGGUAUCUUCAUACUAACUCUCUAGUCAUAACGACACCUCCUUUCACUUUACUAUCCGCGAGCCUACCACGACCGUGAUUGUCCUCUCCCAACUUGACAACCGCUACUUCGGUGGCCUUGCUGGCCAAUAUACUUACUCACUCUCUUUCCAUCUCCAUUCACCAGGACAAAAAUCUCAUAUCGUACGCGGGUACUCAAGCGGUGAUCGUUCCGCAACUACUGAAAUUUUUCUCGAAGCAGGUACUUAUGAGGUGUUUCUUCAAAUCACUGGAUAUCGUGACGAUACACUUCCAAAAGUAGAAGAUGUCGUCAAGCAGAAUUGGCUCAAUAGGAGAGAAAAAUUGAUUCAAAUUAGUUUGAAGCAUGAUAUGGCUUAUGAUAAGGGUGUGAUUGAUGAAAGUUCCUCAAAGAAGAGCGAGGGAAUGUCUCUUGCUACAUCCGCUGCUCCUCCUACCCCACCUACAACCCCCCCCAUUACGCCAUCACUUCCUUCUUCCGGGAAUGCGCCAGAAAUGGAUAAACAUGCCUGGAAUGCUUCCUGUGUUGUUGGUCUCAAAGUAUAUACAUAUCAAACGAUAGCAACGAUCAGACUAGGGAAAGCAGCUAAUGCAGUUGAUGUUGAGGUUGAAAUUGAAAAGAUUGAAGAUGCAGAUAAGAAAGGACACGAAAUCCGUAAGAUACUUUCUACACUAGAUGACAAAUUCUCGAGUAACUUACAUAAGAUGAAGAUUAGGACGAAAAAGAAAAGUUUAAAGGUAAAGUGGAAGUUUCAUAAUAGAGAUUGGAAGGAGGAGAAUGGAUUGGGUGAUGGGAAGAAAAA